Molecule: messenger RNA, 1435 nt
Organism: Sorex fumeus (smoky shrew)
Lineage: Eukaryota; Metazoa; Chordata; Mammalia; Eulipotyphla; Soricidae
Gene: COLQ
Product: collagen like tail subunit of asymmetric acetylcholinesterase
Exons: 18
Coding region: 1-1371 (456 amino acids)
Molecular function (GO): heparin binding
Source: RefSeq, a predicted model, not a curated record
AUGGUUGUCCUGAAUCCAGUGACUCUGGGAAUUUGUCUUCAGCUUUUCUUCCGUUUCCUCACAUCUCAACCGACUGUCAUCAACAGCGUCCUCCCAAUUCCUGCAGCGCUUCCCGGCCUGGAGCAGAAGAAGAGAAGCAGCCACAGAAUCUGCUGCCGGCUGACGCCCCCGCCGCCCCCCUUGUUCCCACCGCCGCCGUUCUUCAGAGGGGGCCGCAAUCUGCUUCUCUCCUCAGACCUGAAGAAUCUCAUCCUGGAGCUUGAGUCCACGCAGACCCCAUGCGCACGUGGAUCGCUGAGCUCGCCCGGGCCCCCGGGCCCCCAGGGUCCACCGGGCCUACCUGGCAAGACAGGACCCAAAGGAGAAAAGGGGGAGCUCGGCCGGCCUGGGAGGAAGGGGAGACCUGGCCCCCCGGGUGUUCCUGGUGCGCGUGGGCCUGUGGGAGGACCUGGCCCUGAAGGACCCAGGGGUGAAAAGGGUGACCCGGGCAGGAUGGGCUUGCCAGGCUCCCGAGGACCAGCGGGCUCCAAGGGCUACCCUGGAUCCAGAGGGGAAAAGGGAUCCAGAGGUGAAAGGGGAGACCCAGGUUCCAAAGGAGAAAAGGGCUUCCCUGGAGCUCCCGGCAUGCUGGGGCAGAAAGGGGAAAUGGGCCCAAAGGGGGAGCCUGGGAUAGCAGGACACCGGGGGCCCACAGGAAGACCAGGAAAACGAGGCAAGCAGGGGCAGAAGGGAGAUAUUGGAAUCAUGGGCCCUCCAGGCAAGCCUGGGCCUUCUGGUCAACCUGGCCGACCAGGACCUCCAGGCCCACCCUCAGCCGGACAUCUUAUAAUGGGACCCAAAGGGGAAAGAGGACUUCCCGGGCCUCCAGGAAGAUGUCUGUGUGGGAACCCCUGGAAUGUGAACAACCCCUCCCAUGGGGAGUCAGCGUCUGGGCCCAGCUCCCCUCAAGUCCCCGUGAUUUUCGUGGUGAACAACCAGGAGGAGCUGGAGCGGCUGAACACCCAGAAUGCGAUCGCCUUCCGCAGGGACCAGAGAUCUCUGUACUUCAAAGACAGCCUUGGCUGGUUCCCUAUUCAGCUGACGCCGCUCUACCCCGGGAACUACGGUGUUGCCCGCCACAGCACCUGUGGGGACGGAGUCCUACAGCCUGGGGAGGAAUGUGAUGACGGGAACAACGACGCGGGGGACGACUGCAUCAGCUGUCACCGGGCCUACUGUGGAGACGGUCACCGGCACAGGGGUGUGGAGGACUGUGACGGCUCUGACUUUGGCUACCUGACGUGUGAGACGUACCUGCCCGGGUCCUACGGAGACCUGCAGUGCACCCCUUACUGUGCCAUCGACUCCACGCCCUGCCGCUAUUUCACGUGAGGGCCACGAGGCGCAGGUGGGCGCCACAUCCCCGCAUGGGCAGCAGUUUCCCCGUCUGGUCCAG